Molecule: messenger RNA, 1564 nt
Organism: Tuber aestivum (summer truffle)
Lineage: Eukaryota; Fungi; Ascomycota; Pezizomycetes; Pezizales; Tuberaceae
Source: the annotation of a GenBank genome assembly
AUUGGGGUAUGGGUGGCUACCGCGGGGUACUUGUACCAGCAUCAACUUCCUAGGAUCCGACAACUAUCUUCACGGUCUUCCUGCCUCCAAGAUUCCGUCCCUGCGCCUUGAAAAGUUAAAAGGGACGGUCCAACCUUUUAUGCCCCUUUCAAAACGCACCCAAGAACGACUGUCCACCCCGGCCCUUGUAAACGAUCACCACCUCCUGAGUUACGAACGGUACUGUGCACGGCUCUAGCCCCUCUAUCUCGACAGCAUUCAAUCCUGUAACACUUUUAUCCCCUACAUCGCUCCCAGCCACUUCACAAACUGCUUUUUCUUCCCUACCCCACUGCUGGUUCGAACAUGUCCGACUGGUAUUGCGUAAGCCAUUCUCCCCACCCUACCUUGUCCAUAGGAACUAUUUGCUCAAAUAUUGUACAGAGAUAUUGUGACCUUGGCCCACACAACCUCGAACUUCACGUUGCGUGCAUUGAGUGCGGCAAGCCUAGGGCAGACGAGCCUGCACAAUCUCCCCACAACCACCAAAGUUACCAAAGUGUAGACCCGCCAAACACUCCUGCCGGGGCCGAUGCCACCGCAAGGAAUCGUUCCACCCAGGAUGUUCUCUCCACCCGAGAUCCUUCCCGACGCACAUCCGGACGAUCAAACGAAAAGCGCGAAUCGAAGGCAACUACCCACUGAUGUCAAUACUUUUUCUUAAAGGACAAAGAAAAGAGAAAAAACCUGGUCCUUCCAUCAAUAGAUCGUUAGGAUAAAAAAAAAAAAAAAGAAGGGUUGGGUGAACAACCUGCUUGCCGCUAUCGAAUCUCUCCUCCUCUCGAAGUAAUCAAAACCCUUCCAUUCUUUAUUCUCUUCCUUCAAUGGCAAGGGGUUUCAAACACCGUCUAGCUGUUGGAAUAGACACAUUCUAGGAGCAAUACGGUUGUUGGUGGUGGCUUUCUCUUUUUUUCCAGAGUUUUCCUUUUCUCAAAGACCCGCCGCACUCCUGCAGCCGCGUGUGGAUUUCCCAUAUCCUUCCUUGUACCCCAAGAACUACUUGUAUACCCAUUAGCGACAAGCAAAUGGCCUUUAGAUAACCAUUUUAAUCCAUGUAUUUUGGGAUACUGUAAGCUUCUAUCACGAUUUGCUUGGCCGAAUAAUAAAAAAGAGAGGGCCAGCGGAGCGUUUCCAAGUGUCGUGCAUGCCUAGGAGGAUUUGAGAACUUUACCGGUGCUGCUGUACUGUUCGUACUGUGCUUUACUGUGCUUUACCACUGUUUUGUUUUGUUUCGGAAAGCUCUACUAUCCCCGCUUUCCCCUUCCAGUUACCGGUAUCCUGGGGUGUCCUUUCAUAAUAUUUUUUAUAUCUUUUCUACCGCGGCUAUCAUUAACAUUAGCGGGCGAUCCUAACUCAACCCUCAAUAAUUGAUCGCUACCGUGCGCCUAACUAUCCCGUGCUGCCUACUCCCAUCACGAGUAUUUUUUUUCUUUUUAUAUAUCAGGGUUGAAACAAUCGUGGCUAGAGCUUUGAAGAACCCCUCGCGGAAGGACCGAAGCUUACCGACGAACCCAGGAUACAAAAA